Molecule: messenger RNA, 1158 nt
Organism: Aspergillus neoniger CBS 115656
Lineage: Eukaryota; Fungi; Ascomycota; Eurotiomycetes; Eurotiales; Aspergillaceae
Product: succinate dehydrogenase assembly factor 2
Exons: 2
Coding region: 86-994 (302 amino acids)
Biological process (GO): mitochondrial respiratory chain complex II assembly; protein-FAD linkage; tricarboxylic acid cycle
Cellular component (GO): mitochondrion
Source: RefSeq, a predicted model, not a curated record
CUCCCCCCAGGAUAUCACGACCAAUCCUCCAAUAUCCCAUUCAUUUCCACUAUAGACCAGUGCCAAUCACCAUAGCGACAUCAUAAUGUCUGCACCCAGACUCAUCAACCGCUUCAUGCGGCCAUCGACCUCGUCAACCUCUCUUACGACAACUUUUGCCCGGCGCUCCUUCGGCAGCUCGGUUGUUCGUCAAAACAGCGUGAACAACAAUGAUCGCGCACCAUCCACGGCCCCCGAGCAUCGCAAGAACCAGACAAACAAGCCCCCUAACCCUCAUGUGCCCAACACGACCUCCACCAUGACCAAGGACUUCCCCAAGGUCGGUGAGAAGCCGGCUCCCCCGGAGAUGUUGAACUCGGUCGACCCCAACUACCGGCCGGCGGAUCCGUACCCCGGAAGAGUCGAGCAUUUCACCGGAGGUCGCCAGGAGACGGGGGCUCAGAAGCCUGAACUUGGUGUUGGAGAGAUGGAGGGCAUUACCUUUAAGGUUGAGCCGCUGCGCCGGGAGGGCGAGGAUGUUACUACGAUGAGGGCUCGUUUGUUGUAUCAGAGCCGCAAGCGCGGAAUCCUAGAGUCUGAUCUCCUGUUGUCUACGUUCGCCGAUGUUUAUCUGGCCGAUAUGAACAAGGAGCAGUUGCAGGAGUAUGACCGGUUCUUGGAUGAGAAUGACUGGGAUAUUUACUACUGGGCCACCCAGGACCCUCCGGCUGAGGGGACUGAGGCUGCUGUUUCCACUGAAGCAGGCGCUCAGGAUACUCCCACGGAGACGUGGAAGCGUACUGGAGCCAAGAGCGGCGAGUGGGCGCAGACGGUUGGUGCUUUCAAGGCUGCAUACCGGCCCGUUCCGUCACGAUGGGCCGACUCCAAUGUGCUGAGACUCCUGCGUCAACAUGUUCGGGAUAACAGUGCCACGGGCUUCCAUGCUGCUAAGACUAAGAAGACUGGUGGACCUGGUUUGGGACGUAUGCCCAAUGUGCAGGUGUUCAACAACUGAGCUUGCUAGUCUGCUGCCAUAGGCAUGGUGGCGUGUGUGUAAGUGACGCGAGAUUGUAUAGUUGGCUUGUAUUAUAUGUUGGGCGAGAUUGUACAGAUUAUACACCGGGAUGGCUUUACAGGGAUAUAUUGGGAGGGUUAUAAAAGUAUUGCCGUUCGAUAAAG